This is a messenger RNA of Glycine soja, 2052 nucleotides long. RefSeq names its product serine/threonine-protein kinase WAG1-like. Gene Ontology annotation, cellular component: nucleus; plasma membrane; cytoplasm. Gene Ontology annotation, biological process: protein phosphorylation. The record is from RefSeq and is a predicted model, not a curated record. The coding region runs from base 57 to 1445 and encodes 462 amino acids. NCBI's taxonomy places the organism in Eukaryota, Viridiplantae, Streptophyta, Magnoliopsida, Fabales, Fabaceae. The transcript has 5 exons. Gene Ontology annotation, molecular function: protein serine/threonine kinase activity; ATP binding.
UCUCUCAGAACAGAACCAAAACCCACUCUCUCACACACUCCACACAAGACACAACCAUGGAGGAGCCAACGUUGUUGUUCCCCGACACCGACCUCGAUCUCAGCUUCACCAGCACCACCACUGACCGCACCACCACCACCACCACCACCAGUGCAAGAACAAGCCUCGCCCGCACUAGCAGCCUCACCCUCAGCUUCAACGACCGUUUGUCCACAUUCUCCGCCUCGGAAACCACCACCGCCUCCCUUAUCAGCCGCCGUCCCCACCGGAGCGGCGAUCCCAACUGGUCCGCCAUUCAGGCCGCCGUCAACCUCUCCUCCGACGGCCGCCUCCACCUCCGCCACCUUAAGCUCCUCCGCCACCUCGGCUCCGGCAACCUCGGCCGCGUCUUCCUCUGCCGCCUCCGUGACUACGACGGCGCCCACUUCGCCCUCAAGGUCGUCGACAAAGACCUCCUCACCCCGAAGAAACUCUCCCACGCGCAGACCGAAGCGGAGAUCCUACACGCGCUGGACCACCCCUUCCUCCCCACUCUCUACGCGCGUAUCGACGUUUCGCAUUACACGUGCCUUCUCAUGGACUUCUGCCCCGGCGGCGACCUCCACUCCCUCCUCCGCAAACAGCCCCAGUUUCGUCUCCCCCUCGCGGCGGCGCGUUUCUUCGCCGCCGAGGUCCUCGUCGCCCUGGAGUACCUCCACGCGCUCGGCAUCGUCUACCGCGACCUCAAACCCGAGAACGUCCUCCUGCGCGACGACGGCCACGUCAUGCUCUCGGAUUUCGAUUUGUGCUUCAAAUCGGACGUGGCACCAAACGUCAACUUCCGGUCCCACACCUCACCACCUCGCGUGGGCCCCACGAGCGGUUGCUUCAGUUGUAAUAAUAAUAACCGCCACCGAGAAAAGUUGGUUGCAGAGUUCGUGGCGGAACCGGUGACGGCGUUUUCACGGUCGUGCGUUGGGACGCACGAGUAUUUAGCUCCCGAGCUUGUCUCGGUUAACGGUCACGGUAACGGCGUGGACUGGUGGGCUUUUGGGGUUUUCGUUUACGAGUUGUUGUACGGGACGACGCCGUUUAAGGGGUGUAGCAAGGAGGGCACGCUGCGCAAUAUAGCAUCAAGCAAGGAUGUGAGGUUCGUCCACGUGGCGGAGCGAGAGGAGGCAGGGAUGGCCGAGGCGAGGGAUUUGAUUGAGAAGUUGUUGGUGAAGGACCCUAGGAAGAGGCUAGGGUGCGCUAAGGGUGCUACUGAGAUUAAACUACACCCUUUUUUUUAUGGAAUUAAGUGGCCUUUGAUUAGGACUUAUAGGCCACCGGAGGUCAAGGGAUUCAUCAGAAGGAAUAAGUCCAACGUUACUUGCAAGAGAAACACCUGCUGGUGGAAGAGACUAGGGCUUCUUGUGAGGAACAAAGGGGGAUGUCGAGGAUAUUGGGGUGGAAGAGAAGUUUAAGAGGCUGAAAAAAGACUUUAAGUUUCAGAGAAAAGAGCUGGCAUAAAUAAGGAGGAGACUGGGGCAGAUCAAGAGAGAAUCAACAUAAGAGUAGAGAAUGUCAAGAAGCUUGGAACUCCUAAAAAGAGAUUCAAAAUGUCCAUGCAUGUAGGAUCUUAGUUUGGCAUUUGCCAUUGAAGGGCAAAUGAUGGAGAAAAGUAAGUGGUUUUUAUCACUGAGAGACUUGACGAUCGAGGAAAAUGAAGACUAUGAGAAUAGAAACACAUCAAGCUACCGGAGGAAGCAGAGGCAAGCGAAAAAUGCCCCAAUUGCUUCUCAAGCACGUUGCUUCCAAUGUUUCAAUUGCUUCCCAAGCUAGCGAUGUGGGUGCUCUUAGAAGACUCCAAAUUACUUAUAAAAAUAUGACUUCCGAAGCUGCUUCUAUAAGUUCAGACUCUAACUUAUGUAGAUUCUAAUUUUAUCUUUUCUCAAGAAAAGUAGUUGUUGCUUAUGAUCUUUGAAACUUAUGUACGUAAGAACUUCUUAUGAGUUAUAUGAGUGAUAUACCUCUGUAAAAUAUGACAAAAAGCAAAUAAGAAACAAAUAAGAAGCAAUAAAAAAGGAUAAA